GGGGCGGCAGCGGCGGCAUGUCGGCGGCGGGCGGUGGUCCCUGCGGCCCGGGCGCGGCCGGCCCGGCCCCGGGCGGCGGCGUGUCCAUGUUCCGCUGGCUGGAGGUGCUGGAGAAGGAGUUCGACAAGGCGUUCGUGGACGUGGACCUGCUGCUGGGCGAGAUCGACCCCGACCAGGCCGACAUCACGUACGAGGGGCGGCAGAAGAUGACGAGCCUGAGCUCGUGUUUCGCGCAGCUCUGCCACAAGGCGCAGACCGUGUCCCAGAUCAACCACAAGCUGGAGGCACAGUUGGUUGAUCUGAAGUCUGAACUGACGGAAACACAGGCAGAGAAAGCAGUCUUGGAAAAGGAAGUGCAUGAUCAGCUUUUGCAACUCCAUGCUGUUCAGCUUCAGCUACAUGCCAAGACUGGUCCGAGUGUUGAUUCUGGGACUAUUAAGGCAAAACUGUCUGUCCUUUCUGUGGAUGAAAUGGAGAGAGAACUUGAAGCUAACAAGAAAGAAAAAGUGAAAGAAGCUCAGCUGGAAGCUGAGGUGAAGUUGCUGAGGAAGGAGAAUGAAGCCCUUCGUAGACACAUAGCUGUGCUUCAGGCUGAGGUUUAUGGAGCAAGACUAGCAGCCAAGUAUUUAGAUAAGGAGCUAGCUGGAAGGGUCCAGCAGAUUCAGUUAUUGGGCCGAGACAUGAAAGGACCCGCUCAUGACAAGCUGUGGAAUCAGCUUGAAGCAGAAAUACACCUUCACCGUCACAAAACUGUUAUUAGAGCUUGUCGAGGUCGGAAUGAUCUAAAACGACCGAUGCAAGCACCACCAGGUCAUGAUCCUGAUGCCUUAAAGAAGAGUCAAGGUGUUGGUCCAAUCAGAAAAGUUUUGCUAGUUAAAGAAGACCAUGAAGGAUUAGGAAUUUCAAUCACAGGUGGGAAGGAGCAUGGUGUUCCAAUACUGAUCUCUGAAAUCCACCCUGGGCAACCUGCUGAUCGAUGUGGAGGACUGCAUGUUGGUGAUGCUAUUCUGGCAGUAAAUGGAGUUAAUCUAAGAGAUGCCAAACAUAAAGAAGCUGUAACUAUUCUUUCCCAACAGAGAGGUGAAAUUGAAUUUGAAGUAGUGUAUGUUGCUCCAGAAGUUGAUUCGGAUGAUGAAAACGUGGAAUAUGAGGAUGAGAGUGGACACCGUUAUCGUUUAUACCUUGAUGAAUUAGAGGAAGGUGCAAAUUCAAGUUCUAAUAGGAAAGAUGCAAAUGUGGAUGUCAAACCUUCACAAGUGUUUGAUAAGAAGCCAAAUAUUGAUGGACAUGAAAAUGGAGACCUGGGGAAUUCAGUUGAAGGUUCAUUAGAAGACACUGCACCCAAAUUAGCCCGUUCUGCUGAGUCUUUAUCCUAAAAACAAUCAAUCAAAGAAAAAAAUCAACUGGACAAAUCCCAUCUUUGGGAGCAAUUGAUAAUCAAUAUUGACUGCUUAAAGUUGCAUAUGCUAGAGUAGGUUGUAAAAGGAUGAUUAAAUGUCAAGAGAACUGUAUUACUGUUGCCUGGAAAAAAGGCGGUUACCUCAGGGCUUCAUUGUGAGCAAGUCUAAAUGUGGAAAACUGUCUUUUGCGUGAACACACAGUAGUUACCUAACACAUGGCAUGUGAAAUGGAUUUCUUUUAAUAAUAAAAGAGUAAUCCACUGAAGUGUGGGAUUUCUAAAAUUAAUAACCUCAACACGCUCCACUUUUAGUCUCAUCGAUGUCCCUAAGGAAGUAGAAUAAUAUGUGGCCAGCUUCAUUUUGACCCUUUGAUGUUUUAAAGGGACAACUGGUGUUAAAUUUGGUGUGAAACAUGCUUAAACCCUAAAAGGAUGAGGGGGGCAGUUGUUCCAUUGCAUUCAUGAGUUUUGUAUUUCAGAUUUUUUUUUCUCAGAAUAGUAAAGACCAGAGCUUUUAUUUGAGCAAAGACUAUCAAAACCCAAAUAGGCAGUGGGUUACUUGCUAAUCAUGAUCUUUCAGCCCAUGAUAAUGUUAUGGGUGAGAUUUUCAGAAUUAUUGUUUUAAUUUAAAGUCACCAAUAUAUUACAGGGUUCUAAAGGUGAAGUUAGUUUAAAAAUUACUCACAAUUAUGUGGGCCCUUUGGUAUUUUUUUUUCUGAGCAUUGUCAGUGUAGUGUUUGGUUUUGAAUGGAUAUGGUUACCGCUAAUGGAGUUGGUCAUUAUUAGCUUUACCUUAUGAAAUGCUCAGUGGUUUUGAUGGGUACUGAACGUAUUAAUUUCACAUUAAAAUAAUCCUUAAAGCAGUGGAAGUUGAGUGCACAGUACUUUACAGAAGGUGCUCAGAAUGAUACUAUGUCUGGCCCUAUCCAUGUUAUGUUAUGGCAAUCAUAUUAACCUCUAAUUGUCUUACUGUUGAAACAAAAUGUUACUCCCUUUGUGAGAGCAGUGUAUCUUAAAAUAGUUUUUGAUUGGUGUACAUCUAAAGGCCCACAGCGGGGCUGCAGACAGCAAUGUUAAGGAGGGUGUCUUGACCCUCCAUUUGUAGAUCUGUUGGAGAAGUGCAGCACACUCCACAAACAAGCUCUACGUUGUCAUCGCACUUAUUAUUUCAGCAUGCAGUGCUGUCUUUACUGCCCGCUUCUCUGCAGGCUGUUGAACUGUAAUGUGAAAAGAUUUUGUACAUUGAAAGAGGAACUAACAUGAAAAGACGUCUUUGCAAGUGUUGCUGUGUAGGAUGUACAUACAUAAGAAAAAAGCUCAAAGGCCUUUAGAGUAACAUCAACCAAUCUUAUGUUCUAAAAUGUGAUGUAGAACACAGUUACUUUGUCUCUUCUAGGAGCACUAUAUAUAUAUAUGUUUAUAGAAAAAACCUAAAAAUGUAUAUACUUUAUUCAAAGAUUUUGCUAUUUAUAAAUCCCUUAACUUCGCUAUUUACACGAUAGUUUUAUGUGUGUGUGCGUGCGCGCAUGAGUUCCACUUACUCAGUGGAAUAACAUUAUUUGGUUCAUUUUUUUUAAUAGUCUUUGUCAUACAGCAUACUGUUGAAGGUUUUUAAAAUAGUCAAGGCUGUACAGUUUUCACUGAACAGAAACUAGUAUUUAAAAAUAAAGCUGUGUGAAGAAGAAACAGGUCCCCAGGCAUGUUUCUUUUUCUGAAGCUUCAAAAACUUGAGGACACGUUGGCUGCGUGUUAGCAGAUGAAUCCACUGCCAGAACUUUGCAUCCAGAUUUCUGUUCUUCCCACAGCUACUCAAGCAGAGUGCAUUCUGAAACUGUCUGUAGCUUGGAACACUCUAUGUCCUCUUUGUCUGGAACGAUAGUUCAAAGCUAAGUAGUGGUCAUUUUGUCCUUGAAAAUCACCGCUCUAUGGAAUCUUGCUGCAGUUCUUAGAAAUUAGACUUGUCCAACCACUCGUGUAACUUUUUAAAAAGGCAGUAAAUUUGCUUGUACAGUUUCCCUUUAUUUGAGGGAAAAGUGAAAUUUUUAAUUUAUUUGUUCUUCCUUACUUCUCAGAACACCAUAUUUUCUGUUUAAUGCAUUUGAUCAGUUUUAGCCUGAAGUGGGGCAAUGUUUCUAGAGUUAUUUUCCUAACAUUUCUUGUCCACCAGUUUUACAUGAUGUUAUACUCUCUUCUUCAUCUGCUGGACCCUUUCUCUCCUCUUACCUUGUCUAUUUUUAACUAUAAAUGAGAUCAACAAAAGGAACAUGACUAGGAGUAGAUGAAUCAGGUAGCAGUAAAUUAUCAUCAGAUUUCCUUCCUGGCAGUUUUUAUAGUCUUUGUUUAGAAAGUCUUGAAUGGGAGGAUUUUGCUCAGACACUACAGUCUGUCUCCAUUUACUCUGUACUUCCUACCAGCUAAUUUAACAUACUGGUUUAUUUGUAAUCAUACUGAGAUGCUUAGAGAUUAAUAUUUAAACUGAGAAAAGUUUUGCAAGAUGAGAUUUCCAGAUUCAGUAGACAAAUGUGUGUUCUUCCUUUUGUCAGUAACUGGAAGACUCAGUCCUGCUGAUUCCCAGGGGUUGAACGAGUUAGACUUGGAAGAAUUCCUGAGGAAAGUCAGUGUUCAGAUGUCAUUUUUUUUUAAAGUGUAAAAUGGUUUACUUGCGUGUGUAUAUAUAUUUUUACUUAAAAAAUAAAAUAAUAUUCUAAAGAUAAUUUUGUGACUUUUUUUUUUUUUUAAGUGAGUAACUCCUUGCCCGUUAAAAUUUUCAGUGAGGCAAUUGUGUUUUAAGCUAAAGGUGGACAAUGUUGGCGUCUGGGACCAUUGUUAAUUAAAAGCAUGUAAGAUAAGGAAAAUGCUUUAUGGCAGUAAAUUUAACUCUGAUCAAAGGCUGUAUGUAGUAUUUGCUUUGUAGAAGUGUAUUCUUGGCAAUGAAGAGGGUUUGUAUCUGUCUCAAUAUGUUUUAAUGCACAGUUGUAUCAAACAAAAUUCAGGUAUUUAUUGUAUUUGUCCAAACCUAAUUACAUCAUGGGUUACUCUCAUUUCUGUAGCAGAUAGAAGAACAUUUUGCAAAAAAUGUGUACAUCUUGUUAAGCUGAAUAUAAUAUAUUUUUAUUAGCCUUCAAAUAAAUAUACUCUUCUGCAUUGCAGUGAUUUCUGCACCUAA
Myiozetetes cayanensis is the source of this 4565-nucleotide messenger RNA. It is a transcript of the gene GOPC, whose product is annotated as golgi associated PDZ and coiled-coil motif containing. Gene Ontology annotation, cellular component: membrane; trans-Golgi network transport vesicle; Golgi apparatus. Bases 18 to 1376 code for a protein of 452 amino acids. The record is from RefSeq and is a predicted model, not a curated record. The transcript has 9 exons. Lineage: Eukaryota; Metazoa; Chordata; Aves; Passeriformes; Tyrannidae. Gene Ontology annotation, biological process: negative regulation of protein localization to cell surface. Gene Ontology annotation, molecular function: transmembrane transporter binding.